CGCGCGCGGGCGGGCGGGCUAUGGCGCAGGCGGGUUGCGGGGCCGGCGCUGGUGGCGGGGCCCGGUGCAUGGCGGUCUGUCGGCGGAAUCGCCCUCAGGGACUGUCAGACAGCUCUCCCCAAGCCCGUGGUGACCCCAAGCUGAACUGCAGAAACAAUUCAGAUUGACCUUCAUCCUGUCUGUGCUAACUUGCUUCUUGGUGCAAAGCUUACCCCUAGGAUGAUCCUUCCAAAAUGCCUCGAUUCUGGACUUUCCAUUCACUGAAGAUUUGUGACCCACAAGGAAAUCUCUGACCUCGGCUGUGGCUCUCGGUGCUGGCCAGAAGCCAACUUCAUGUCUGAGCGCAGGAGCAGCCGUUUGCCAUGGAGAGCUUGGGGCUGCAGACAGUGACCCUCAGCGACGGGACGACAGCCUACAUCCAGCAAGCUGUCAAAGGAGAGAAGCUGCUCGAAGGGCAAGUGAUCCAGCUCGAGGACGGGACCACUGCAUACAUUCACCAAGUGACAGUACAGAAAGAAUCUCUCUCCUUUGAGGAUGGACAGGCAGUGCAGCUGGAAGAUGGCAGUGUGGCCUACAUACACCGCACACCCAAAGAGGGUCAUGACCCCAGUGCACUGGAGGCCAUCCAGCUGGAGGACGGCUCCACCGCCUACAUCCACCACCCUGUGGCUGUGCCGCCAGACGGCACCAUCCUGGCUGUGCAGACAGAGGUGGGCUUGGAGGACCUGGCAGCGGAAGACGAGGAGGGCUUCGGUGCAGACACGGUGGUGGCCUUGGAGCAGUAUGCAAGCAAGGUUCUGCACAACAGCCAGGCUCCCCACAAUGGCAAAGGGCAGCAGGUUGGAGACAGAGCUUUUCGCUGUGGCUACAAGGGCUGUGGGCGCCUCUACACCACUGCACAUCACUUAAAGGUGCAUGAGCGAGCUCAUACUGGUGACCGUCCAUACCGGUGUGACUUCCCCAGCUGCGGAAAGGCCUUUGCCACAGGCUACGGGCUGAAGAGCCACGUUCGUACACAUACGGGUGAGAAGCCAUACAAGUGCCCCGAGGAGCUGUGCAACAAGGCCUUUAAGACCUCAGGAGACCUGCAGAAGCAUGUCCGGACCCACACUGGUGAACGCCCGUUCCGGUGCCCUUUCGAGGGCUGUGGCCGCUCCUUCACCACGUCUAACAUCCGCAAGGUACACGUGCGCACCCACACAGGCGAGCGGCCCUACACCUGCCCUGAGCCCCACUGUGGCCGUGGCUUCACCAGCGCCACCAACUACAAGAAUCACGUGCGCAUCCACACAGGGGAGAAGCCAUACGUUUGCACGGUGCCGGGCUGCGGGAAGCGCUUCACUGAGUACUCAAGCCUGUACAAGCACCAUGUGGUGCACACGCACUGCAAGCCCUACACCUGCAGCAGCUGUGGCAAGACCUACCGGCAGACGUCCACCCUGGCCAUGCACAAGCGCAGUGCCCACGGCGAGCUGGAGGCCACCGAGGAGAGCGAGCAGGCCCUGUAUGAGCAGCAGCAGCUGGAGGCCGCCUCUGCAGCUGAGGAAAGCCCGCCACCCAAAGGAGUCCAUAUCGCUUACCUUUCCGAGGUGAAGGAGGAAGGUGACGACGUCUCGGCCCAGGGGGCCACGGUGACCGAGGAGGAUGGAGCCCCCCAGGUGGCUCUGAUCACUCAGGAUGGUGCCCAGCAGGUCAGCCUGUCCCCAGAAGACCUGCAGGCCCUGGGAAGUGCCAUCAGCGUGGUGACCCAGCAUGGCAGCACCACCCUCGCCAUCCCCAGUCAUGACGCUGACUUGGCCACAUCCAGCACACAUACGGUCACCAUGGUCAGCGCUGAUGGCACGCAGACGCAGCCCGUCACCAUCAUUACCUCCGGGGCUGUGGUGGCCGAGGACACGCGUGUAGCGUCCCUUCACCAUCAACAGGUGGCACUGUUGGCCACAGCCAACGGAACCCACAUUGCAGUGCAGCUGGAGGAGCAGCAGACCUUGGAGGAGGCCCUCAGUGCGGCCACCGCUGCCAUGCAGCGAGGGGCUGUGACCCUGGACACAGCGGUGACGGAGAGCGGCUGCUGAGGCAAGAGGGCAGGCGCACACACCGAGCUGGGGGAUGUGCCACCCGUGCGGGCGGCCCUGCCUCGAGGGCCCAGCCUGUGGCUGACACGUGGAAGGCGGCCGCAUAGGUCUCUAGGGUGGACAAGCAGCCAGAAAGCGGCCCAGCUGAAGAGCUUGGAGGCCCUGCCCGCGAGAAGGGCCCCGAAGCAGGCAGCAGGAGCCGAGGAGUGAACAAGCCUGGCGCCAGGCUGCCCUGGGUGCCCGCUGUCCUCCCUGAGGAGGACACUCCCUUGUUUUAGUCCACUCCUCUUCUCAGGUGGAAAGUGAGGCUGUGGUGGGGACCAGCCUCCACCCGAACUGGUCUCAGCACACAGGGGCAGAGGCAGGCCGCUCUGCCCCUCCCAGCAAUAACCUCCUCCCCGGAGGCCAGCUGAGGAGCCUGGUCCCUUGGCACUGGGCUUCCUGCCACCACAGUCAGAAUUAAUUGCUCAGGGGCCUGUGGCUGGAGUAUAGGUGCCCAGCUCCCACCCCACCCCCACCCCCGCUGCCCCCUAAUCUCUAUGGCAGAGAGGCAGGGAGUUGCCCCGUACACAGACCGCUGGGACUGGGUUUCAUUUGUUUUGUGGUAUUUUUUUUUAAAUUCCACUUUGACAAUUAUUUUUUUUUUCCUGCUCUGGGCGGUGGUGGCAACUGGGUGAAUGAGUAUUUAAUAAAAGUUCCAAGUUUCCA
Messenger RNA from Chinchilla lanigera (long-tailed chinchilla), 2783 nucleotides. RefSeq names its product zinc finger protein 76 (gene Znf76). Gene Ontology annotation, molecular function: DNA-binding transcription factor activity, RNA polymerase II-specific; RNA polymerase II cis-regulatory region sequence-specific DNA binding. The record is from RefSeq and is a predicted model, not a curated record. Gene Ontology annotation, biological process: central nervous system development; regulation of transcription by RNA polymerase II. Gene Ontology annotation, cellular component: nucleus. The transcript is spliced from 15 exons. NCBI's taxonomy places the organism in Eukaryota, Metazoa, Chordata, Mammalia, Rodentia, Chinchillidae. Bases 363 to 2075 code for a protein of 570 amino acids.